Messenger RNA from Octopus bimaculoides (California two-spot octopus), 2126 nucleotides. RefSeq names its product small ribosomal subunit protein uS7m. Lineage: Eukaryota; Metazoa; Mollusca; Cephalopoda; Octopoda; Octopodidae. The record is from RefSeq and is a predicted model, not a curated record. Gene Ontology annotation, biological process: translation.
CGACCACUGGGAGAGUGUUCACGAAAGUCUGUGGCGUGAAAGGCUGCUUCAGACUCUAGUUUAAUAUCAACCUCGAGUCGAACGGGUGUGAAUUUGGAAAAGAGAUAAUAGGAGACGUGAGCUCUCUUAAGUACACCUAACUGCUUUAGGACAAUGAACAUUAAUAAAUUUAAAGAAACAUCACAAAGCAACGAGGAACCAAAAUGCGCUAUGUAGAGGAGGAUACUUUGGUGAGAGUAUUCUCCCUUACAUUAUUUGUUUAUGAAAUUGCGUGAGACGCCUUUUGUGUAUAAACUUUCCCUACAAGCCGUCAUUCUAUUAAUGUUACUACUUGUUUAUUCGUGAUAAGAUAGAAAUGGACAGUCUUCUUCAUUUUGAGUGAAACGCUCAAAUUACUUUUUCGGAAUUAAUGUGAAUAUGAUUUAAUUUCAUAGUUAUCUCAUCUUGAUUGCUUUUUCCCCUUCCACAAAACAUGUGCUUAACGUAAUGGCGGCAUCCUCUUGUGCGAAUGUCAUCUACAAACUUGGAAGAACUUUAUUUGCACCUUCAGCCUAUGUAACCAGGUGGUCUUUGACCCCUUUGAGGGGUUCAAUAUGGAGUCCAAGAUAUUUACCUCCAACAAUCUCUAAGAAAGAAUUAUCAGAAGAGUUAGAUGAAACAGAUGAAAGAAAAUAUCGCCCUAUCAAAGCCGCAUGUAAUGAAGAGACAACUUCCAUUUUGUAUGAUCCAGUUCUUGCUAAAUUCACUAAUAUGGUUAUGAAAUCAGGAAGAAAAGAUGCUGCUGCUUUAGUUGUUGAUGAGAUGUUGGAGAGCAUAAAAAUAUCCCAGUUAGAAAAAUAUCAUAAAGCCUCAGACGAAGUAAAAACUGAAAUUGAGUUAAACCCAGUUACAAUAUUUCAUGAAGCCCUUGAAAAUUGCAAACCAGUUCUAUAUCUAAUGAAGGUGCACAAAGGUGGUGUUCGAUAUAAUGUCCCAGUAUGCUGUCCUCCAAAAAGGCAGACAUUUCUGGCAAUGAAAUGGUUGGUCCAGAAUUGUCGUGAUAAAGAGUGGAAAGCGAAGAUGUCAAAUAAGUUAUCUAUAGAAAUCUUAGCUGCUUAUAAUUAUGAGGGACGGACGAUACUGAAGAAACAAGAACUUCACCGGCAAUGUGAAGCCAAUAAAGCAUAUGCUCAUUUCCGUUGGUAAAGAAAAACAAGGCAAAAUUGAAUUGUCCAUCUAAUUUACUGUGUUAAAUAUACAGUAGUUUGAAGUAACUACAAUACACCAAGAGGAAACGUCUAUGGACUGUUCACAUAUCAGCUGAUGAUAAUUCAUAAAAUGAAUAUUCUGAAAAGACUAGCAGUAGAUGUGAAUGCAUAUACAUAUGUGCAUGGUAUGCUGAAGGAAAAGCAGCACUGAGACAGAAAGCUUGUGUCCUGUCAAAGGUUCUGAUUUGAUGUACAGCUAUUUGAUAAAGAAAUUUAAAUAACUGUAGAGUGAGAAAAAAAAAUGUUGUUUGUAAAUUAUAUUAUGUAAAUAUACUGGUAAUUAGAUAAAUAUUUUUAGUAUUAUUUGUUUCGAAACCUGAUUUUAUUUCUUUAUAUAUUUUUUUAAGGUCAGUGGCAUAACCAGUUGAGUACUGGAUAAAAUACUUUGUGAUAAUUAGUUUACUAGGGGUUAACUUAAUUUUUCAUUCUUCCUAACUAGUCAAGUUAAUUAAUUGUACCCUCCUAACAUAAGUGUUUUCUCUGAAAUUUUAUUUCACAUUUUUUUAAAAAUAACAACUAGAUAAUUUUACAAAUUUAGUUGGCAUGAAUUGUUUGAAUAAAUUUGAUUUUUUUUUUUUCUCUCUGGUACAACUAUAAAGUGAUUUAUGCUCCUGUAACUGUUUAGGAGGAAAUAGAACAAAAAAAUUAUGACCUAGAAAAAUAGGAAAAAAUGCCCGACUUAAAAGAAAAGAUCAAAGAGUAAUGUGAGUAUAAUUGGUAACAACAGAAUUGCUUGAAUCUCAAGGGUAAUGGUUAAAUAUUCUGUAGUACUUUUGUACCUUUAUGUUCUGAAUUUAAACCUCACUUAUCAUCUUUGUUUUCAUCCUGAGAGUGGAUGGAGGGGGUCAAUACAAUAAAGCACCAGUCAAUUACUUGAAA